Amphibalanus amphitrite is the source of this 917-nucleotide messenger RNA. Its product is annotated as prefoldin subunit 5-like. Bases 147 to 629 code for a protein of 160 amino acids. NCBI's taxonomy places the organism in Eukaryota, Metazoa, Arthropoda, Thecostraca, Balanomorpha, Balanidae. Gene Ontology annotation, biological process: regulation of DNA-templated transcription; protein folding. The transcript has 4 exons. The record is from RefSeq and is a predicted model, not a curated record. Gene Ontology annotation, cellular component: cytoplasm; prefoldin complex.
UGCGGCAAAAGCAGCGCGGUACGAGUCCGUUUGGGAUAGUAGGUAGGUGAUUUUUAACGCCUUUUUUCGUUAUUUAAUCAUAAACCAAUACGUAUUUUCCUCUUGGAAAAAUUCUAAACGAUAGUGCUGAAUGCUGAUAUACCACCAUGGAUUCUCAAGAAGCUGGAAAGAUGCAAACCAUAGAGAUUGAUAAGCUGAACAUUCAGCAGCUAAGCCAAAUGAAACAGCAACUUGACCAGGAAGUUGGUCUCUUCAAUGACUCCUUGCAGCAACUAAAGAUGGCGCAGCAGAAGUUUUCCGAGUCGCUGGAGUCGGUACAGCAGCUGACGCCGGACGCGGCCGGGAAGGAGAUCCUGGUGCCGCUCACCGCCUCAAUGUACGUCCCCGGCCGUCUGGUGGACCCCGAGCACGUGCUCGUCGACGUCGGCACCGGAUACUACCUGGAGAAAACCACAGAGGGCGCGCGGGAGUACUUCAAGCGGCGUAUCAAGUUUGUCACGGAACAGAUGGAGAAGCUGCAGAAGAUCGGCGCUGAGAAGCAGCGGGUGCGAGACGCGCUCGAUGAGACCCUCCAGGGGAAGGUACAGAUGGCCGCACAACAGCAGGCCGCGCAAAAGGCCGCCGCGUGAUGUGACCGGGCCGUCGGCUGCCCAAUAUCGGACUGACGGUGCUCUCCGUGUCGCGCCCAGUGGGACAGAGAGAGGCCUGUGAGGUGCGCGACUGACACGGCGAGGCCGCGCCGGUCGGCUGUGACGGGUGUGAGGCGGCACAGGGGCGCCCACCAUCAGCUGCGCCCGACGUCCGCCAUCUCGGCCAAUCGCUCAUUGGCCUGCAAUUGUCCUGUUUCCGACCGCUUGUUGCCACCGUAACUAUGUUUAACUUAAUUUGAAAAAUAAUACACAAUGCUUAACAAACUA